This is a messenger RNA of Acaromyces ingoldii, 6548 nucleotides long. RefSeq lists its product as hypothetical. NCBI's taxonomy places the organism in Eukaryota, Fungi, Basidiomycota, Exobasidiomycetes, Exobasidiales, Cryptobasidiaceae. The record is from RefSeq and is a predicted model, not a curated record. Gene Ontology annotation, biological process: maturation of 5.8S rRNA from tricistronic rRNA transcript (SSU-rRNA, 5.8S rRNA, LSU-rRNA); maturation of LSU-rRNA from tricistronic rRNA transcript (SSU-rRNA, 5.8S rRNA, LSU-rRNA). Gene Ontology annotation, cellular component: nucleolus. Bases 33 to 6404 code for a protein of 2123 amino acids. The transcript is spliced from 4 exons.
UUUUUUUUGACUUUUCGGAAGAACGGGCGAGCAUGGUCAAGGACAUGGGGAGUAGAAAGCGGCGAAGGGACGAAGCGUCGUGGACAGAGGAGGGCGAGGGGCCUCAGCCGAAGCAGCGAGAUCUGAAAGAGGUAGAAGAGGGGAAAGAGGACGACAAGAAUGAGGACGAAGAUGCGGUCGGACUCGAGAAGCAAGCGCCGGCAUUUACAGGGACGGGGUCCGAGUUGGCAGCUUCGCUUGGGACAACAUCCUUUGACGCCCUUCGCAUUUCCCUUUCACGACUUCGUAGUGUCACUGCGAUCAACUAUGGGGAUCAAAGGCCAGAGCCUAGCGACAGACGCAUCCGUCUGGCCACUGAAUUCGCCAGUGCAGAUGGCGUCGGCGGGAAAUUGGGAGUCGAGGGAAAGGCGCCAAAGGGACUCUUGGAGGCAUGGGAUCUCUGCGAGGACGGUGGACAGGUCACUGUUGUGCCUCUCGUGCUCUUCUGCCUAGCCAAUGUGCUUUCGCUCUUGGGGUCACACCAGCCCACUCAUGAGCUCGGGCACGACAUCAUCGGCCUCAUCUUACCCAGCUUUCAAUCGCAAAAGUCUGCAGCUACAAUUGUGGAAACGUCGCCCCAGUCAAAAUAUUGGAACAGGCUUCAGUCUUAUCUGGCGACCAGCGGCAAUGUCGAGGCGAGCACCAAGAGAAAAGGAGUGGCGACGCCGGCGAGCAAUCAUGCAGCUAGCGAGCUCAUCACUCUGGCGGCUGUGAAGCUCAUUCUCGAAAUCACCUCGUUCGCAGGUGGAAAGCAUGCUCGUCGAGUCUUUGACUGCUUUGACUGGAACAUGAGGAAUCUGUCUCGACUGUUCAAGAUGCGCCGGCGUUCAGCGGCUGCAAGUAAAGGAGCCAAGCGAUUGGCAAAGAGUCCAGCUCCCGUGACCCUAGCUCGUCCGGACAUCCGGACUCUGUGGAUCCUCCUGCUGCUCUCGUUUCUACGCACUCCAGCUGGUGCGGCCACGCCUGUCCCUUUGCGCGUUGCUGCUCUCUCGCUGGGCACUGAUGUGCUGCCGAGCAUCUUCAGAGGUAUCGACCGCGAUCCACCAGACGUCGUCAUUCACAUCUUUCGAGCUCUACAUGACGGCGUUCUAAGCCAAGAGGCUGCCGUCGGACUGCCUCGAACCAGAGUCGUGGCCUUGUUCAACGAAUGGACGUGCAAGAACCUGGUUACUCUGUACGAGAGAGAGCACCAGACCGUCAACGUCUCCACGGGACCGCAAGGACAGAUAGAGAAGCACUCCGUCGCGGAUGUCGCCCACCACUUUCUCCUCGCCCUCUGCACGCACCCGGCCAGAGGUAUCUGUUACGUCGACAAUGGCUGGUACGGCAAAAGGCAGAGCGAAGAAGACGAAGCCGCCAGGGCCAUAGACGUCGAUAUGCAGGGGAGGAGCGAGCUGGAACAGCAAGGCCAAGGUAUUCACAAUAAGGUGCUUCUUGGUGUCUUGCGCUCUUUGGCCCCGUCUCGAUCGCGCAAGCAAGGCGAGCUGGCCAUCAGGAUUCUGGCCGCGUCACCAGAGCUCUUCGGCCCUUACCUUAGCGCCUCGACUGGGUCCUUUUCCUCGACAAGCCUCGAGCCUCGGCCAGACUCUAUCUCCUGGCUGAGCACGGGGACCUUUUUGGGUCGCACUCUGAGCCUGCCUCUCCCUUCCUUCACAUCUACACUGAAGAAGAGCGACGGGACCACUCAAACUUUGAUGAAGGGUGCUCCGCCACCAUUCAACAAUGUCAUCGCUGGUGUCAUGCCCUCUGCGAUUUCAAGAAAUUCGCUGCUCCGCGGUAUCACCCACAAGAACAACCUUACAAGGCAAGCCUCUCUCACCCUCCUCGCCAGGGUUCUGCAAAGGCUUGCCGACUUUAAAGAGGUCUGCCUGCGGGCAACAGAGGAGCUUGGGGAGCAAAUGAGCAGCAACGAGGCCAGAGGCGAGUGGUUGGCGCGGGAAGAUACUCAAGACGAGGAGUUCGACGAACUUGAUGCUAUUCACUCGGGGCCCUGGACUCGUUGCUGGCGGCAAGUCGCGCGAGAGGCAAGCCUGAGGCUUCCCGAGAUGUCGAACAUUGCCGAAGCUCUUGAGAGCAAACCCGCGAUCAAGAAGUCGGACGAUGACGCUGGGGGUGAUGCCGAAGUCCAAGGGUCGGGCAUCCUUGUCAGCGAGACGGGUCUUAGAGUGGCAUGGCUCUACCAUGUCGUCCUACCAGAGACUGGUUCCUCUUCAAGCCUUGAUAUUGGCAAGCUGGUGACCAGCGAGCUUAUGCAGUCGAAGCCAGCAUCUACGUCGGACAGCGACUCAGGGCUCGAUUCAGUCCAAUGGCUUUGUCAGCUGCAUGCUCUGCGUCUUGUCGCCGCCGCAAUCGACCAAGGCUUUUCGUCCUUCGACCUGUUUGCCCGCUCUUCGGCAACCUCCCCAACGUUUAUUUCCCAGUUCCUUCGUCUCUCUAUCACGACGUCACACAUCCAAGUACGUCAAGCAAGCCGCGAACUCGUAGAAAAGGCGAUGGCAAAGAGCGUCCUUUUCGAGCACGACAGGCACGAGUGGGUCGUAUGGAUGGAGGCAUUUGCCGCCUCCGGUCAGGACGACGAAGGCACUGCAAGUCUGGUCAAAUUCUUCGACGACUGCAUGCAACGAUGCAACAAAACGCCGUAUCGGUACAUCGAAAUGGCCCGCCGUGUCGGACAAGACGAUGGCGAGCAAGCUAGCGGCCUUCUUGCCAGUCCCCUCCUCCUGACGAUGGUCGAGCAGCUCGGCAUUCAGACGAAGAAGAAUCUUGUCGACGAAUCGACGCAACAGGAAGCAUUAGCCUUCUUUGCCCGCCUGUUUCCCAAUCUCUUGACGCUAGGUUGCUCAUCGGUCCGACUCAGCGCUCUGCUCGGGACGCUGAAGGAAGCCUUUGCGGACACUUUUGCUCUGAAGGUCGUACAUGCAAGAACUCUGUUCAUCGGAGGCAAGGCAUCUACGGACAAGGAUGGACGAUUGUCUUCAAAACGGAAGGAAUUUUUCAAAGAUUCGAAGACCUAUCGCGAGCUCAAGAACAAGCUUCGCACAAGCGCGCGACCUCUAUCGCCAACGGAGCUUCAGAGCUUGGCUGAAUCGGUCAAGGAAGUAGGGGCGCUUCAUCUUUUAGACGAACUUCAUCCUCACAUUGAAGGUGACAUUCUCCGCUUUCUGGACGAGCCCCUGCCACCUUCUCUUCUCGCUUUCUAUGCGCCAACGUGGUGCGCAACAGGAAACCUCGGCUCGAUCGAUUGGACGGACUUGAAUCCAACGGGAGCGCUGCUCUUCAUCGAGGCCCUCAAGACGGUUUCUAUCGACGGGCAGCGGGCAGCCUCAAUCCUUGAGCUGAUCGGACAUGCGAUUCUCAGAGGUCACGUACGAAGCGCGGACGUCAGGAGAGUCCUUCUUGAUGACCUGUUUCUUGGCAUGUGCGCUAGAAGAGCAUGUUUGAGCGCUGUCUUGAAACUUGCGUGCGAUCAUCUCGAUCCGAGUGAUCACGAGGACGUAGAUGCAGCUCGACGUCUCGCCAAUUUAGCAAUCUCGAACGUAGGAGACAAGAUAGAAGCAGCUAGAGGCAUCGUCGCGUUUCUUGAUGCGACUCAACGUCGACAGUGGCUGGAGAAGCUGUUGAAAGCCAUUCAACAUCGAGGCGCAGACGGCAUCGAAGAGGAAGCCGCCUUUGCAUCGGAAAUCUUGUCCAUCGAGCAAGGGGAGGUGGAUCGUUCGAGUGUUGCAGUCGGCAUCGUUUUGGACAAUCUUUCGCCUCUCUUGGAAGCCGCAGCGCGGUCAGGUCAAAAUCAGGCUUCCUUGCUUUCUCUCGUGUCUCUCUCGCUCCCAACAGAGAGCCAGAACGUCAAUCCGAGGGAUUUAGAUGAGAAAAAGCUGUCAAGAUCGGUGUCAUUGCUGGUCGCGAACAUCCAGGACGAGCAUAUAGUCGACACUGUGCUGGAGCAGCUCCUUAACGUUUGUUCCCAACUCGCGACGGGGGUCCUGGCAGCCAUCGUCGAUGUUGGUCGUGCAGGCACUCUGCCUCGAUCAUGCUCUCGAGCUCUCGAGAUCGUGAAAGUGGCUGGCGGCUCUUUGACGGCUAUGAAAGAGAACCAAAUGUCGGCACUCACGUCAGAUUGCGUGCGCUCGCUCUUCAGUGGUGUAGAGGGGGCUCGACCGGCCUUGCAGCAAGCCGUAAAGGAUCUGGACGAAAUCAUGGAUCAGAACUCCACCGUGCCGUCGAUGCUGGUCGAACUCUUACCCCGUGUUCCCGGCGAUGCUUUCAAGAUCGACGCCAUCGAGGUGCUAUAUGAUCUUGUUGCCGCGUCUUCAUCGACCCAGAGCGCCAAUUUAGAGCUCAAGCUGGCCGUCGAAGCCAUACUUGAGCGAGGUCUUUUGUGGCUCGUGCGACGAUUUGCCGAAGACGACGAGGACUCGCCCCUUCUCGUCGAUUCAAUCGUGUGCUUCGCUCGACUCAUCAAUGAAGCGACUGAGAAGCUAGCCAUAAAUCCGAAGCGACACCUCUCCGAGCCUGUCGUGACGGCGGCAAUCAAGAGAAGGCUCUCAAGCGCUCAGCACCUUCGACUAGUCAAUGCCUUGAUUAGGCAUGCCGACCUGGAGGUCAAUUCCUUGGCCCUACAUCUCGGCACAAUUCUCGCGUCGUCUACCUUUAAGAUGCUUCGACCUACUCCAGAGAUGAGCUCAAGUGUAAAGGAUGUCCGCGAACAAGUCGCAGAGAUCCUCUGCCGCCUCGUCGGCAGGUCUACGGACCUGUGCAGACCGGCCACGAUGGCUUCGAUGGUGACAAUCUACGGAGGAUCACUGUCGCGAUCCGAUCGAAAGCUAAUGGAUGCAAUGCGCAUCUUUGAGCUUUCGACCGGUCAAUCGAGCCUUUCGCUCUGGAGGAGCUGGAAUCCUCAGGGACAAGCCAACCGCGAAGGCACAAAGGGACUAGAUGCGCUCUUGGCCCUUGAUCCGCUGCGUGUCUUUGCGACUUGCACAUCCUUUCCCCGACAGAGGUCCUUUGGAGGCAAGCGAGCCGGCUUCACCCGUCCUGAUGGCGGCAUCGAUGGGUCGAAGGUGUACGACCCACUCUUUGUCUUGGGGCUAUUCUCAUCGACAUUGGCAUCACUCGGGCCCAUGACUGGCUGGCAGUGGGUGUCGGUUCUCAGAACCAAUGCGCUGGGCGUGGUCGUGUGCUGCCUCAGCUCGCUCAGCGGGGAAGUACGAACUUCGGCUACUAAGCUUCUCGCACGAAUCUAUGCCGAUGUGCAGAACGUUCAAUUUCUCGAGCGCGGCCACGUCCUUCUCAUUCUAGACGCGGCUCGGAACAUCAUGGGCGUCUCCGACGGAGUUCCAGCAUAUCAGCCUCUGACGACAACGCUAUUCCUCGCCCAUGCUCUUCGCUGUCUGGCAGCUCCUUCGACGGUGCUCUUCCCUUACACGAUGCACCAUCUCCUCCAGCGACCGCUGUUUGACGGGUCCGAUGUGCCAUUGCUCUUCAACUCGAUCUUCUCUUCGACCGACCACGUGCGGCAGGAGCGUGGAUGGAUGUUGCGCUUUAUCCGCGACGUGCUCCAAAGCGGAGGCAGUGUGGAGUGGGAUAUUCUGAGACGACGGCAUGUCUGGGAUCUCAUCGUGAGCCUCUACACGACGGCUCCCGAUCGAAGCACGCGGUCCAUGAUCGAGGAUGUUGUCAUGGCCAUGGCACGGAACGAGGCAGCCAUCUUUGACGUGGUGCUGAGGGGCGAUCUCUUUGGAUGGAUUAUCCAGCAGCUCAGCCUCUCGAGUAGUGCUGGCGCGCACAGACGCAUCUGGCUCGACCUUCUCGAAGCCGCUACGGACACACUUGAGAAGAUAAGUGACGGACCCAAGGUGUCGGACAAAGUGAUCGCGAGAGCUUUGCAGGCUCUUGAACAGGCGGCAGACGAGAGCUUGCUUCUGCAGGAAGACGAUCACGGAGAAGCGGCUGUCGCAGCAGCUGCCUCAACCCUGAGACGACUCCUAGGCAGGCUCGACGGCAAGCCACCUGCCCAAGUAGGGGUACCGAGCAAGAUGGUGAGCAACUUGCUCGAUCUUCUGCUCAGAGGAUGUCAAGCAAUGCAGGGCAGACUAAAGAUGGGGGAGGAAGAGGAUGGAAAGGAGGAGGAAGGCAUGGAGGUAUGGGAGGAGGAGGACACCGACACGAACAAGAGAAGGCGGCAGGAGGCUGUAAAAGCCCACCGGAGGUUGUGCCGGGCAAUUUCAGAUGUCGGGGAGGCGGCGACAUCGAUCGCAUCUCCCCACUCCCACGCUGUCAAUACAGCGGCCCAGAGGCUCGCGGUGGAAUUGGGCAUCCGGCACGCACGGCAGAUCCACAUCAAAGGAGUGCUCUCGUCAUCAUCAUAAGCGCCCUUAAGAACAUCGAUAGACACAUACAGCUAUGGAAAAUAAAGUAAGACCCUCGUCGCGUUUUUUUGCCCCGAUGUCGUCAGCCAGCUUCGACAAAAAGCUGUGUAGCUACUCAGGAUGAUACUCUUUGUGUGGCAAAAG